AUGGAUGUCAUUAGUCCAAUAGAGCCAUCCACCUCUAAUGGACAUAGGUUCAUUUUAGUUGCUAUUGAUUACUUCACCAAGUGGGUGGAAGCAGCCUCGUAUAAAUCAGUUACGAAGAAGGUAAUAGUAGACUUUGUCCGUAACAAUUUGAUAUGUAGAUUUGGAAUACCGGAUUCCAUCAUUACUGAUAAUGGAGAAAAUCUCAAUAGUCAUUUGAUAAAAAAGAUAUGUGAGCAAUUCAAGAUUAAUCAUCAAAACUCAACCGCGUAUCAUCCCCAAAUGAAUGGAGCCGUAGAAGCUGCCAACAAGAACAUCAAAAAGAUCUUGAGGAAAAUGAUUGGCAAUCACAGAGGAUGCAUUGACAAAUGGACCGAAGAGUGUCAGAUAGCUUUCGAUGCUAUCAAAAGCUACUUGUUUAAUCCGCCGGUUCUAGUUCCUCCGAGGGAAGGAGUUCUAUUGUUGCUAUAUCUGUCUGUCUCGGAUAAUGCAUUUUGA
Molecule: messenger RNA, 495 nt
Organism: Solanum dulcamara
Lineage: Eukaryota; Viridiplantae; Streptophyta; Magnoliopsida; Solanales; Solanaceae
Exons: 2
Coding region: 1-495 (164 amino acids)
Biological process (GO): DNA integration
Molecular function (GO): nucleic acid binding
Source: RefSeq, a predicted model, not a curated record